AUUUGGUAUAAGAAUCAUUCAAAGUCUUUGGCUAUGGUGGACGACGCAUGCUUUGAUCAUCUUGUCUUUCCACAAAAACUCUCUGGAAUUGGAGAUAAUUUUACUCCAGGUGAUAGAAUUCAAAGAUGAUGAACUGGCUUAAUUGACGUGCGAGUAUAUAAUGGAAAACGAUCACCCUGGAAUAUGAUUUUGGGGAACUGGGAACUCCAAUUCCAUGGGUUUGAUGUAAAAGUGAAUCCAAGUUUUGAUAAAAUUCGCAUCAGAAGGUCGUUGAUUCAAGUUCCAAUUGAAGCACGGUAUGUGUUUGCUGAAAUGUCAAUCUGAAGAGUUUGUUUUUGAUUUGAUAUGGGUGAUGAUGAAGAUGAAAGAUUAUGAAGAUUUAUCUGCUGGUUUAAAUUCGAAAUCUUUCAUGGAGUCUCAUUUAGAUAAGAUGAAAUUUCCAUCUUCACCAAGAACCCCAACUUCAGUUCUUCCAGAUUAUCCCGCUAUUGAAUCUUCUGAAGAUUGCUCGAUUGUUGCUUUUUCUACACCUUUUCUGUUGCCUCUACAUGUUAAUGCCAUAAAGAAACUAAGUCCCAUUGAUGUAAAGCGCUUGUCUAUUCACAUGUAUCCUCAUGUAGCUCAACAAGUAGCUAACACCUUCAAUCAGAUAGAAGAAUCCAAGAGGAACUCUGAAUUAACUAAAGAUUAUGUGGUGCUGGUUGCCAAUCCACCAACGCCACCACUACUAUCACCUUCACCACCAUCACCACUCCCACCAGUAUCACCUCCUCCACCUCCACCACCCCCUAUGAGUACAAGUCGUAUACAGACACCACAUCUACUUCCUCAAACACCUCCUCCCCCUCCUCCACCUCCCUCAAGCACAAUUCAUACAGUGACACCACAGCAACUCCCUCCGCCACCACCACCACCAAUGGCUUCGCGAGAUGCAACCAUGACAAGACUAUCCCUUGGAAAACAAGGUCCACCUCCACCACCACCACCUCCCAUGACACCAAGAACCAUCCCACCACCAAUGCAACAAGGAAAAGGUGGUGCUCCACCACCACCUCCUCCUAUUGGUGGCACCCAAUCUCUACGAGCUAAAGCAACUACAAAAUUAAAAAGAUCCUCUCAGAUGGGAAGCCUCUAUCGCCUUCUCAAAGGAAAAGUUGAAGGGUCUAGUUUGAAUGGUAAAUCCUUAAAGAGAAGUAGCAGCAAAGUUGGAGCUGCUGCUUCUGGUGGAAGUGGAAAGCAAGGAAUGGCUGAUGCACUAGCAGAAAUGACAAAAAGAUCAUCUUACUUCAUUCAAAUUGAAGAAGAUGUCAAAAACUAUGCAAAUUCAAUCAAAGAAAUGAAAGCAACUCUAAGUUCAUUCCAAACAACAAACAUGGCUGAGCUUAUCAAGUUCCACACAUAUGUUGAAUCACAUAUGGAGAAACUUACUGAUGAAACCCAGGUUCUUGCAAGGUUUGAAGAUUUUCCUAGUAAAAAGUUAGAAGGAUUAAGAAUGGCUGCAGCCCUACAUGCCAAGUUAAAUACAAUAGCUACUACUUUGCAUAAUUGGAAGAUAGAGUCUCCAGCAAACCAACUCAUUGAUAAAGUCGAAGCUUACUUUAACAAGAUUAAAGGAGAUUUGGAUACUUUAGAACGAACAAAAGAUGAUGAGCUCAAGAAAUUUAAAAGUCAAAACAUCCAUUUUGACUUUGGGAUCCUUGUAAGAAUUAAAGAAUUGAUGGUGGGGGUUUCUUCAAAUUGCAUGGAGUUGACAUUAAAGGAAGCAAGAGAGCCUAAAGCAAAAGAACAUGAAAAAAGUGGGGUGAAAAGUUCGGGGAAAAUCCUUUGGAGGGCUUUUCAGUUUGCAUUUCGGGUGUAUACAUUUGCAGGUGGACAAGAUGAUCGUGCAGAUAAUUUAACAAGGGAACUUGCUCAGGAAAUAGAGACCCACCCUUAACUUCUAGUAAGAAAGCUUUGUGUCAUAGAAUGCUUCAUAAGAUAUUCAUGGCUUCUUGUCAUAAGAGCAUUAAUUUCGGUAUUCUAGGUGUGUAGAUUUAAAUUUGAACUUCAUGUAGCUACUUGAAGCUAUUUUUGACAAAAUUGUAUGGUUCAAUUCCAUUCAUGAC
Messenger RNA from Lactuca virosa, 2105 nucleotides. NCBI's taxonomy places the organism in Eukaryota, Viridiplantae, Streptophyta, Magnoliopsida, Asterales, Asteraceae. The record is from the annotation of a GenBank genome assembly.